Mizuhopecten yessoensis (Yesso scallop) is the source of this 777-nucleotide messenger RNA. Its product is annotated as ficolin-1-like. The record is from RefSeq and is a predicted model, not a curated record. Bases 1 to 777 code for a protein of 258 amino acids. Lineage: Eukaryota; Metazoa; Mollusca; Bivalvia; Pectinida; Pectinidae. The transcript is spliced from 6 exons.
AUGGUAAGUCACAUUCUCACGGUGAGAGCGGGAAAAGUGUUAACUAAACUGGACAGCACACCUCCACGACAAAAAGGUGUAAAAAAUGUCCAUCAAGGCUGUUCAGAUAUUGAACUUUUCUCGCCUUCUGGAGUGUACCGAAUCGCCCUUACGUCCGGGGAGAGCUUCGAAGUGUACAGUGACAUGGAGACGUUCGGCGGGCCAUGGACAGUCAUUCAGAACCGGUAUGACGGCAGUGAGGACUUCAAGAGAAAAUGGGCCAAUUAUAAGAAGGGUUUUGGAGAUUUGAACGGCGAGUUCUGGAUAGGUAAUGACGCCAUACAUGCCCUGACACAGACUGGAAGUGUUCUAAGAAUAGAAUUAGAGACAUUCACCAACAUCACUGCUUUCGCCGAGUACUCCGACUUCAAAAUUGCUGGUGAGAGUGACAGCUACAGACUGUCUGUUACUGGAUUCUCUGGAAACGUUUCGCAUGACGCAAUGGAAUAUCAUAAUGGGGAGUGGUUCUCUACGACAGACGAGGGGAGAUCGGCACACUGUGCCAGUUCCUCGCUCGGAGCGUGGUGGUACUCGUCUUAUCAUCAUACCAAUUUGAAUGGAAAUUACACCACCGAAUAUUGGAACACUGGAUCUGAAAGUCAUGUUUCUUGGAAGGGUUUCCCUGAAUCUGAAGUCUCAGUUCCACUGAAAAAGACCCGCAUGAUGAUACGUCCGACACAUGGUGAAAUGCCCGAAGAUGUUGAAGGAAUCAAGCAAUGGUUUCCAUAUGACUGUUAG